AUGUUAUUUCUUUCUUUUAAGAUAUUUAUAUUUGUUCUAGUAUUAAAUAUAAUAUUAGGUUCCAAUAAGAAUAAUAAUGUUAUAAAUAUAUUUGAAAAAAUUAAAAACAAGAAACAAUUUCAUAUAAGGAUUAAUAAAUCAUUAGCUGAAUAUAUUAAAAAUGAAAGCAGAAAUUAUGAGUCAAUAGAAUUUGAUUUAUUAUAUGAAGAAUUGGUAGAACAAAAAUUAAAAAACUAUCAAAGAUUAAUGGAUCUUAGGAAGAAGGAAAAGAAUUAUGAAAAAAGAAAACGAAGAGAUAAAAAGUUUCAAGAUAAAGUUGUGAGGAAUAAAUUAAAAGCGUAUUAUGUAUUAAUUGGUGAUUAUAAUAAAUACUAUGAAAUCAGUGAUUCCUUUAAUUUAUUUGAAAGAAAAAACAAAAUAAAAGAUAAAUUAUAUGAAAUGAACGAUUUAUUUAAUUUGAGUGAAAGAAAGCAUAAAAUAAAAAACAAAUUAUACAAAAAUAUAUUUAAAGGAACAAGUUUCUGGAAAAAUCUUGGGCUUUUUUUAGAAUUCUUAGGUAUAUGUGCAGCGGAAAGUAUGAUUUUUGUUAUUUUUAAUUCUUUAGUUUUAAUUUUAAAAAUUACGAGUGAUACAAUGUUUUCCUGCUUAACAUCUGUGAUAGUACCUCUUGGUAUUUAUGGCGUCUCAAUUUUGUUAAUAAUUAUUACAGUUAUAGUAGUUGUAUUACUUGUUGUUUGGUUGUGGCCCAAGGAAGAAAAAAAUCUUAUAAAUAAAAUGACAGAGCCUAUUUAA
Molecule: messenger RNA, 792 nt
Organism: Plasmodium adleri (nom. inval.)
Lineage: Eukaryota; Apicomplexa; Aconoidasida; Haemosporida; Plasmodiidae
Product: Hypotetical protein
Exons: 2
Coding region: 1-792 (263 amino acids)
Source: RefSeq, a predicted model, not a curated record